Messenger RNA from Tarenaya hassleriana, 581 nucleotides. Its product is annotated as mitochondrial import receptor subunit TOM9-2-like. The coding region runs from base 45 to 338 and encodes 97 amino acids. NCBI's taxonomy places the organism in Eukaryota, Viridiplantae, Streptophyta, Magnoliopsida, Brassicales, Cleomaceae. The transcript has a single exon. Gene Ontology annotation, cellular component: mitochondrial outer membrane. The record is from RefSeq and is a predicted model, not a curated record. Gene Ontology annotation, biological process: intracellular protein transport.
CCCUCGUUUUAUGCGAAGCGAUUCACUCUCUCAAAUCAGAAUCAAUGGCGUCGAAGAAGAUCGGAGGCAAAUCCGGCGGCGGAGAUUCAAGCAUCCUGGCUAAGAUCGUGAACUCCGAUAUCGUAUCUCAGGGAAGAAGCGUUGCGUGCGACGCCGUGUACGUGUCGAAGAAGCUUCUCAAGAGCACCGGCAAAGCGGCGUGGAUCGCCGGAACAACUUUUCUGAUCCUGAUCGUGCCGUUGAUCAUCGAGAUGGAUCGAGAGCAGCAGUUCAGUGAGUUGGAGCUUCAGCAGGCGAGCCUCCUCGGAGCUCCUCCGUCGGCCGGCGCGCAAAAGUAACACUGUUGAAUCCCACCGUCGAUCUUAAUUAGAUUUUAAAUCAGUGAAUUUUCUGUAUGUGUUUUUUUUUUGUUUUGUUCCAAUCGUACUACUGCCUGUUGUGGUUCCCCCAAACAUUUCGACUCGCGUGGAAGAACGGGAAAUGUUACGGAAGUUCAUUGAAUUCGUAGUGGCAGCAGAUUCAUGAGUCUCGAACAAGUUUGAUCGUAUAUACACUCUGGAAUCAAUCGGGUUUAUUGAUAA